AUGGAGUUGCCUUCGUUCUUUCCUGUAGCGCGUUGUAUCGCUGCGAACACGGAAUCACUUCAAGACCUUACUGAACCGGCAAGCGCAGAAAUUGAUGUGGUAUACCGGUGUACACGUGGAAGAUAUCAACAUCUUGUACCGCCAUCGAAAGUGGCUAGAGUAAAUCGUUUCCGCUUCUCUGGUUAUGUAUUAAGGAGACCGGCAGAUCGCCUUGUUCAGCGAGUUCUGAGGAGUUUGUCGGGUUCGAGCUCGAAGAAGCCACCUGGCCGAAAACGGAAUUCUGGACUGAGGUAG
Messenger RNA from Necator americanus (New World hookworm), 294 nucleotides. RefSeq lists its product as uncharacterized. The coding region runs from base 1 to 294 and encodes 97 amino acids. NCBI's taxonomy places the organism in Eukaryota, Metazoa, Nematoda, Chromadorea, Rhabditida, Ancylostomatidae. The record is from RefSeq and is a predicted model, not a curated record. The transcript has 2 exons.